GAGAACACAUUCCAGGCAGAGCAGACACAGUACGGGACAAUAAGGGGUGGGACAAAACUGUAUACUACUUUAAAAAAUGUAAUCUCGACUUCAGAUCGGGGCCGCAGACCGCAACGAAAGACGCGUACUUACUUAAUGUGAGAGGACUUGAAGGAAGCCUUCACUCGUGAAGCGGAAGGAGUCUGAUCUGGUUCCAGAGACCGACGGCGGUGAUUCGUGGUGUUGUCGGUUAUCAGCGCAGAUUCGGACCCAGAUGAGAUAGGCUACACCCGGCUGUUUGUCGUCCUGUCGGGACACAGCCGCCAGGCUUUUAUCUCAUACCAUCUUCUUGAAGACUUAUUUUAAUUUUCACAGAGAUUCACUUGAACGAGUGAGUAGUUUGUAGUAGAGGGAAAAACUGCGGGCGAACUUUCCCCCCACCAAAAAAAAAAAAAAGUGACGGUUGGUCGUCUUCUUUCCGACGCAGGAAAGGAUGCGAGCUUUCUGCGGAUGAAACAUCUGCCAUUGAAGAGUAACUUAACCUCAACUCUCAAAUGGAGCCGCUUGUGGUUUGAACCCUUCCUUCUACUCGACUUUCUCCGGCCACGUAGGGACCCUGCAAGCUAGCUGUGAUAUGGGAGACGUGCGGCUGUCAAGUUAAAAGGCGAGCAGCAGAAAACAGAGAUGGGAAGCUCUGCUCUGCUUACACUGGUGCUAGCUGGGACACUGCUGUGGAUCUCUGCUAUCCAUGCAGACUCUGAAAACGCAGGGAAACUCCUGUGCACAUGUGAGAAUGCCAAAAACACAUGUGUGAAUGGAACUUGCAGAGGAAACUACUGCUUCUACUCCUGGGUUAAAGGCUUUGAGGAGCGGGGCUGUUUCAUAGAUAACUACAGGGAGCAGUGCUUCGCCUCCUUGCCGAAAUUCUUCAUCUACUGCUGCAGAGAGAAUUACUGCAACUCCGUCACCACACCACCUCCAAACAUAAAUGGAGACACGACGACAACGCCCCCAGAUAUCAGCCGUCCGGAGUUGUGGAUCGCUGUGUCUUUGCUGCUGUUCAUCAUGACUAUCAGUGUGUGUGGCCUGGUGUUGUUCCUGCGCUUCAGACGUGCACACUGCAGACUGAAAAAUGCUGAAGACCAUGAUGUGACCAUGCGUAAGGUCCCCAGUGGAGAUGACCCAACAUAUGGCGAAAUCUAUGAUGAGUUUUGUACGUCAGGGAGUGGGACAGGGCUGCCCUAUCUGGUCCAGAGGACUAUGGCCAGACAAAUCUCACUUGUGGAAUGUGUCGGAAAAGGCAGGUAUGGGGAGGUGUGGAGGGGAACUUGGAUGGGGGAAAGUGUGGCUGUCAAGAUCUUCUCCUCCAGGGACGAGCAGUCCUGGUUCAGAGAGACAGAGAUCUACAAUACAGUACAGCUGCGACACGACAAUAUACUGGGUUUCAUCGCCUCUGACAUGACAUCCAAGAAUUCCAGCACCCAGCUGUGGCUUGUCACCCACUUUCAUGAGCUGGGCUCACUCUACGACUUCCUGCAGUACAGCAGCUUGGAGCCCGAGAGCUGCCUGAGGAUGUGCCUGUCUGUGGCCUGUGGUCUGGUCCACCUCCACACAGAGAUUGUCAGCUCCCAGGAGAAGCCAGCCAUCGCCCACAGAGACCUGAAAAGCCGAAACAUCCUGGUAAAGCGCAACGGACAAUGCUGCAUCGCUGAUCUAGGUUUGGCUGUCAUACACUCUCAGUCCCAUGAUUACCUCGAUGUGGGCAACAACCCUCGUGUGGGAACCAAGCGCUACAUGGCCCCAGAGGUGCUGGAUGAGACUAUUCGUACGGAUGUCUUUGAGUCCUACAAGCAAACCGACAUCUGGGCACUGGGCCUUGUCUUCUGGGAAAUUAGCAGAAGGACCAUUGUCAAUGGGAUUGUGGAAGAGUACCGUCCUCCCUUUUUUGACCUGGUGCCAUUAGAUCCUAGCUUUGAGGAGAUGAAGAAGGUGGUUUGUGUCGACCAGCAGAGGCCCAGUCUGCACAACAGGCUCCAUUCGCAUCCUAUCCUUACAGCCGUUGUGAAGAUCAUGAAAGAGUGUUGGUACCAGAGCCCACAAGCCCGCCUCACAGCCCUGCGGGUGCGGAAGACGCUCUCCAAACUGGACCACGACAGCGACUUCAGCAUUGAGAAACUCAAGCGGGACGUCUAGACACCAAGAUACCAAAACGGAACGGGGACAAAAAGAUUGAAAAUGCCUGAAGGCAUUUUGCACCACAAUCCAGCAGCACAAGGUGCAUGUCAUUAGCAUAUAUCGAGCUAAUGACUCACACAGUCACUGCAUUAUAUUAAAACCAUAUGACUUUCAGCAGUAUUGUCUAGACUGGCUCGCACCCAAGGCUAUUUUCUUUUUGUAGAGCCUGAUUUUCAUCUGCCGUAUUUCUACUGCCUCAAACUAUGAGGCCCCAUAAAGGAAACUAUUUUAUCAGGGUAUUUUUUCUCUCUGUUAUGUUCAGCUCAUAAAUGUUUUCAGACAGUUCUACAACAGAAUAAUUAAUGGGAAAUUCACAGGCUGUUCUUCACACACAGGGUUUUAAUCAUUAUUGUAUAAAUCCCCCAUCGUCAUGCAGACAGGAAGAUCUAGCAUAGCACAGUUACUCAUCCUCUUAUCACAUAUUUCAUUCUGUUCUUUUUUUAAUUGCAGUUACGGGUUUUUCCAUCAUGACCAAAGCCACAGAAAGUUGGUGAGAACAAAAAAAGGCAUUGGUGUUCUUUUAGUAUGAAAAAAGGGAAAUAUGUAAGUAACAACAUGCUCAUACCAAAGCACAUUAGCUGUUGUGUAAGCAUAUUUAACUUAUAUUGAAUGAGCAUUUAUUAUCCGUACUCAGACACAUAGUUGUACAUAGUCUGACAGCACAGAAGCUGUUGUUUUGUAUCACCAUUGGAUUUACUGUAAAUAUAUUUUUUAAAGGGGUAUUAUUUUCUAUUAUUCGACACCAAGACACAUUUCAUGUACUUUUUUUUUCAACACACCUUUUUCAGUUUUCUUUCUUUUCUUUUUUUUUAACCUUUCUGUAGGCUUUAAAUGCAACCAUCACCAUUACUUUGGUCAGUAAAUGGAUUCACAAACAGAUGUAAUAUUGUAUAUGUUGAAUAAAGGAUUGUAUUUUUUAACUGUU
Molecule: messenger RNA, 3139 nt
Organism: Acanthopagrus latus (yellowfin seabream)
Lineage: Eukaryota; Metazoa; Chordata; Actinopteri; Spariformes; Sparidae
Gene: acvrl1
Product: activin A receptor like type 1
Exons: 10
Coding region: 664-2172 (502 amino acids)
Biological process (GO): protein phosphorylation; cellular response to growth factor stimulus; transforming growth factor beta receptor signaling pathway
Cellular component (GO): plasma membrane; BMP receptor complex
Molecular function (GO): transforming growth factor beta receptor activity, type I; ATP binding; SMAD binding
Source: RefSeq, a predicted model, not a curated record